AUGGCGCGCAUCUUCAUCACGGGAUCAUCAGACGGCCUGGGCUCUCUGGUAGCCAAGCGCCUCGUCGAGAGAGGCCAUUCGGUAGUCCUGCACGCCCGCAACGAGCAACGCGCCAAAGACGCCAACGCCGCAUGCCCCGGUGCAGAGACCGUCGUGACCGGCGACCUCUCCAGCAUAUCCGAAACCAAAGACAUUGCCAACCAAGUCAACAAGCUUGGUACAUUCGACUGUGUCAUCCACAAUGCCGGCCUAUAUCGCGGGCCUAUCCGCAAGACAAGCGAUGGCAUACCCGCACUUGCAGCUGUCAACUCACUGGCACCAUACAUCUUGACAGCGCUCAUCAACCGGCCCAAGCGCCUUGUCUUCCUGUCUUCUGGCCUGCAUUACAGCGCCUCGACCAACAUGGACGACCCUCUCUGGCUCCAGCGGGGCGAGAGCCAGUACGAUGAGAACACAGCGUACUGUGCGAGCAAGCUGCACAACGUUCUUUUCGCAAAAGCAAUUGCGCGCCGCUGGCCUGAUGUCACGGCCAGCGCUCUAGACCCCGGGUGGAUGCCGACCAAGAUGGGUGGCGAAAGUGCCUCUGGCAAUUUCGAAGACUCGAUUGCGAGCUAUGUCAUGCUUGCGGAAGGGGAGGAGGCGGCGGCGAAGAAGAGCGGGUCUUACUUCACGCCGGGUAAGAAGGAAGAAAAACCACAGGAGGUGGCUGGUGAUGUGAGUGUCCAAGACAAGCUCUUGAAGGCAUGUGAGGAGUUCUCAGGCGUGAAGCUUGCCUAG
Messenger RNA from Parastagonospora nodorum SN15, 777 nucleotides. RefSeq lists its product as hypothetical. Bases 1 to 777 code for a protein of 258 amino acids. Lineage: Eukaryota; Fungi; Ascomycota; Dothideomycetes; Pleosporales; Phaeosphaeriaceae. The record is from RefSeq and is a predicted model, not a curated record. The transcript has a single exon.